Messenger RNA from Daldinia caldariorum, 1455 nucleotides. Its product is annotated as SPRY-domain-containing protein. The transcript is spliced from 3 exons. The coding region runs from base 1 to 1455 and encodes 484 amino acids. The record is from RefSeq and is a predicted model, not a curated record. Gene Ontology annotation, molecular function: protein binding. Lineage: Eukaryota; Fungi; Ascomycota; Sordariomycetes; Xylariales; Hypoxylaceae.
AUGGCGAGCCUAGACGGCAUCCUGAUCGGAAUUUUAUCCUCCUUUGGCUCUGCCAUCCUGAUAGCUUUGAUUUUCCUUAUCGUAUACUUCUUCAGAUAUACAACUUCCGGACGCAUCUUCCUCGGCCGGAUCGGCCGGCCUGGCGAAUAUGACGACGAGCAGGCAUUUGCUAGAGAGGAGGCGGAGGCCUUGGAGGUGAUGGAUGAUAUGCAGAGGACGGAGUACCUGAGAGCGAAAGCAUUUAUUCAAGCGAACCCGCCCGAGUCACUUCAAACAGACAUUUCUUUAUCGCAAUAUCUAGCCAUACAGGAGAAGGGUGUUUCAGCGUGGGAGUUCGAGCCGGAACUGGAAAUCGCCAACUGCUUCGUCGAGGCGAGAACUGAGAUUGAAUUCUUCGAUUCGGAAUGCACAGUCAUGAGCAAUUUGCCGGUACCAAAACAGAACGAAGUAUACUACUGGGAAGCCAAGAUCUACGACAAACCCGAGACCACACUACUUAGCAUUGGCAUGAGCACGAAACCUUAUCCAUUAUUCAGACUUCCAGGCUUUCACAAACAUUCUGUCGCAUAUACUUCUACCGGUGCCCGACGGUUCAAUCAACCAUUUAGGGCGAGCACCUACGGGCCUGGAUAUGUUCAAGGCGACGUUAUCGGCGUUGGCUACCGUCCUAGGACAGGCACCAUUUUCUUUACGCGCAACGGCAAGCGACUAGACGAUGUGGUUCAUGGUUUGAAAUCUCAAAACUUUUUUCCAUCUGUCGGCGCGAACGGACCGUGUACUGUACACGUCAACUUCGGCCAGGCUGGUUUCGUAUUUAUCGAGGCAAACGUAAAGAAAUGGGGAUUGGCCCCAAUUACCGGCAGUCUGGCACCGCCGCCACCUUACGGAAGCGAACAGGGAAGCAUUCUACUCGAGACCGGACGCAGGAAAGACGAGCAACCCGGGUCGCCUUCGAGGACACACGGUUAUACGCAAUCGGUUCAACGGUAUACUAAUAGUGGUGGUCCAGGCUUAAAUCCAGGACAUGGGCGGACAAGAAGUGGCAAUUUUAGAGUACUUCCGCCUACGAGUCCAGGACCACAAAGAAGUCCUACUGAUAUUUCCCUUGCGCAGCUGGUUCCUUCGGAUGAAACAGGCGAAGCUAGCAAUGCUAUCAACGCUAGCGGGGACCAAGUCGUCGAUGUUGUCGGACUAGGUUUGCACGAAGCGUCACAUCCGCCACCUGAAUAUACUAGUCCGGAACACUCGGAUGAAGAUAGCUCGGGCAGCGGUUCCGAUAGCGAUCACGUUCCACUGAUCAGGUCAGGACGUAGCCGCGGGGCAUCCGCAGCUACUAUAAGACCAAGCAAUCCCCCAAUUCCUAGCUAUAGUGACGCUGUUCGACAAGGUGCUGGUAGGGACAGGAGCCGUAGCGAAAGCGCCAUGCCCAGCCGGAACGGCACGCGAACAGGCUAG